Molecule: messenger RNA, 958 nt
Organism: Anastrepha obliqua
Lineage: Eukaryota; Metazoa; Arthropoda; Insecta; Diptera; Tephritidae
Exons: 4
Coding region: 104-832 (242 amino acids)
Source: RefSeq, a predicted model, not a curated record
AUUUAGCUCCAAUGUAGUCAUAGAGGUAAGAGAAAAUUGCAUUCAAACAAAAAGCAUUCCAGGCUUAAGAAAUUGAUUCGCCAACGCAUCAAAGGCGACAGAAAUGCCAACGAUGGAGGAUAGCGGCAUCGAUAGUGAAGAUAAGCAAUCGAAUACUUUCGAGGAAUCUCCAGCGCAAGGGGCACAAAAAAUAGUAACAGCAACAAGAACAAUGGCCCAAGCAUUAGAUGUGUCAGCGGUUAACCAUAUGGCUGAUUUAGAGGUAGUCUUCCGUGGCAGCGGCGGCCCAGCGCCAGGAAGUGCAGCAAGUGCCAGUGGUGCAGAGUCGGUAGCAAAGACCACGGCCAGCACAGUAGCAGCAGCGGCGGCUGGUGACAGCGAUGACAGCAAUGCGAUUAGUACACAUCCAGCGCCAAACACCUGUCGCAUUCUGCAACGCAAGCUGGAGCUGAAGGUGGAGCGUGCGAAGCGCAAUUACAGCCAAUACCAGCAACAGGAACAGGUGCGCAAAACCCAGUCUGCGAAUCUCAUACCCAUAAAUCGGUUGCCCAUUCCAGGCGAUUCAGAGCAGAAACCACUUGUAGAUUAUAAGUCGGAUAGUAGCGAGGAGCCAGAGGAAAUUUCUUUUUUUCCAGCUAAAGUGAAAAAUGCGCAUCGACAACGCAGAACUGAGCUCAGCGAUACUUUCAGUAUACAAGAAAUGACUAUAGAAUCAGAUUUGGAUUCAGACGAUAGUGGGUCACAAAAUCUCGAGCUAUUGCCACCCUUAAGAAAGACAAAUUUUUUGGAGAAAGUGAAAAUUUGCUUCGGUUGUGGGAAUAGAAGAAGUUAACUGUCAAAAGGCUUAGAGAGGCAAACAAAAUAGUACACGGAAAAAUGCAAUAAAAAACAGUUGUAGCCAAAUUGUACACACUAACUAACAUAAAUAUAUCUAAUACGUGCAUACAAGUGAGAAAAA